AUGGGCAACCAACACAGCAUGUACCCCACCGUGACCAAAAGCGCCAACCUCGGGGGGCAGCAGGUGCUACCGUGUGAGGUGCGGCCAAACAGCAACCCGGACGCCCAGUACGUCGUGUCGUGGACCAAGAGCGGUAUCAAGGACUCGCUGCUGGUCAAGUUUGAAGGCUACAACAACCCGGCGGUCAUGGAGGGAUACAAGGACAGGUUGGAUGUGGUCAACAAGGCCUCGCUACAGAUAUCACAUAUUGAGAGCAGUGACGAGGGCUGGUACUCCUGUGAGGUGUACUUCACUGUUGAGAGAGACGACAAGAAAAGAUUACCCUCCGAUUAUUCCUGGGUUUACCUAACCGUACACA
Physella acuta is the source of this 358-nucleotide messenger RNA. RefSeq names its product protein turtle homolog A. Gene Ontology annotation, biological process: negative regulation of T cell proliferation; cellular response to lipopolysaccharide; cell surface receptor signaling pathway. The record is from RefSeq and is a predicted model, not a curated record. Gene Ontology annotation, cellular component: external side of plasma membrane. NCBI's taxonomy places the organism in Eukaryota, Metazoa, Mollusca, Gastropoda, Physidae.